AGUUUUAAAUGUCCCCUCAGCUGCAGCAGCUGGUGGAGCUGAUUCACUCUGAGCAGGCAACACAUCACCAUCAGAGGGGUGGACAGUGAAGCUUCUUACAUUACUCACGGAUCAUCCACUAAGACUUUAGACUUAUUCAGUUUUAUAAACUCCACUCUGAAGAUUUCUCCUCCUCUCAUCAUCACUGCAGGCUCCCUCUGUACCUCUCAUCACGGCAGCCUGAUGCCGCCGGUGUUAACCAUGCCCAGCAUGAACUAUGAUUACGACUAUGACACGGUUCAGCCAUACUUCCUGCUGGAUGGUGAGGAGGAGGACUUCUACCCGCCCCCUCGCUCCCAGCUCCUCCCAGGCCCCGGUGAGGACAUCUGGAAGAAGUUUGAGCUCCUGCCGACGCCCCCCCUGUCGCCGAGGCGCAGAUCCUCCUUCUGUGAAGUCCCGCUGUCCGCCGCUGAACACCUGGAGGCGGUGUCUGACCUGCUGGAUGACGACUGCGACCCCUCAGCUGCCCUUCUCCAGUCCUUCAUCAUCCAGGACUGCAUGUGGAGCAGCAGCUUCGCGGCGGCCGCCAAGCUGGAGCGGGUGGUGUCCAAGAGGCUGGCCGCGCUGCAGGCCCGGCGAGACUCCUCCACAGACCGAGCAGCCGCUGAUGAGCAGGUGUGCAGCUCUCAGGUGAACUCAGAGUACCUGCAGGAUUUCCACACGGCAGCGACGGACUGUAUCGACCCCUCCGUGGUGUUUCCGUGUUCCACGCUGAGCGAGAGGAGCGAGGGGAGCGAGGACGGGGCAGACGUGGAGGUGACAUCAGAGCUGUGUCUGGACACGCCGCCUCUCAGCAGCAGUGACAGCGAAUCAGAAGAAGAAGAAGAUGAAGAGGAGGAAGGCGAGGAGGAUGGCGAGGAGGAUGAAGAGAUCGACGUGGUGACGGUGGACAGGCGGAAGUUGUCCCAGCGGUCAGACGGCGGCAGCAAACCGAGCCCGUCCCCUCUGGUCCUGAAGCGCUCUCACAUCGACGUCCACCAGCACAACUACGCCGCCGCCCCCCAGCAGCCUGCGGGGAAACGCUUCAAGCCCCAAGGCGUCUGCUCGCCGCUGAGGCAGACCCGCAAGUGCCACAGUCCUCGGUCGGACGGCGAGGACAACGAGGACAAACGCAGGACUCACAACGUGCUGGAGAGGCAGCGCAGGAACGAGCUGAAGAGGAGCUUCCUGGCUCUGAGGGACCAGAUCCCGGCGCUCGCCAACAACCAGAAAGCCUCCAAGGUGGUGAUCCUGAAGAGGGCGACGGAGUUCGUGGAGGAGGUGAGGGAGGACGAGAGGAGGCUGCUGACGAUGAAGGACGAGCUGAGGAAGAGGAGCAGAGAGCUGAGGCACAGACUGAAGCAGCUGAGGACUUUACCGUGACACCGGAGCUGCUGCUGACUUCUUUAAUGAAGAAUCUGAAAAAUAUUUAUUAAAGUAAAUAUGAAAAUAAAGACUCACCUGAACGCUGGAACUACAAGGACCAUGAUGCACUGCUCCACAGGCUCUAUACUCUGUCACACUGUGUGUGUGUGUGUGUGUGUGUGUGUGUAAAUAUUGAUGUUAUGACAGUUUUUGCACUAUUCCUCUAAAAACUGAUUUAUUUAAGUUUACACAGAAUAUGAAUACUGAGGAGUCGGUGUGUUUCAUCCUCCGGCUGACUGUAAUCAUGUCCAUCAAUAAUUUAAUCAUAGUUUAACAUUCCCGAAGGCGUGGACCUGUUAUUGUAUUUUUAUAUUUUUGUAUUGCCUCCUUUAUCAGAAGUGUUUCAAACCCUUCAAAAUAAAAGCCCUUCUUCCAAAGGAGGUCCUUCAAUCUCA
Messenger RNA from Notolabrus celidotus (New Zealand spotty), 1838 nucleotides. RefSeq names its product transcriptional regulator Myc-like. The transcript is spliced from 3 exons. The record is from RefSeq and is a predicted model, not a curated record. NCBI's taxonomy places the organism in Eukaryota, Metazoa, Chordata, Actinopteri, Labriformes, Labridae. Gene Ontology annotation, molecular function: protein dimerization activity; DNA-binding transcription factor activity, RNA polymerase II-specific; RNA polymerase II cis-regulatory region sequence-specific DNA binding. Gene Ontology annotation, biological process: positive regulation of cell population proliferation; regulation of transcription by RNA polymerase II. The coding region runs from base 223 to 1401 and encodes 392 amino acids.